Molecule: messenger RNA, 378 nt
Organism: Rangifer tarandus platyrhynchus (Svalbard reindeer)
Lineage: Eukaryota; Metazoa; Chordata; Mammalia; Artiodactyla; Cervidae
Source: the annotation of a GenBank genome assembly
AUGCCUCACAGCUCCGACAGCAGCGACUCCAGCUUCAGCCGCUCUCCGCCCCCCAGCAAACAGGACUCAUCUGAUGAUGUGAGAAAGGUUCAGAGAAGGGAGAAAAAUCGCAUCGCCGCCCAGAAGAGCCGGCAGAGGCAGACACAGAAAGCCGACACCCUCCACCUGGAGAGUGAAGAUUUGGAGAAGCAGAACGCGGCUCUGCGGAAGGAGAUAAAGCAACUCACAGAAGAGAUGAAGUACUUCACAUCGGUGCUGAGCAGCCACGAGCCCCUGUGCUCCGUGCUGGUCCCCAGCACGCCCUCGCCCCCCGAGGUGGUGUACAGCCCCCACCCCUUCCACCAGCCUCACGUCAGCUCCCCGCGCUUCCAGCCCUGA